Molecule: messenger RNA, 2219 nt
Organism: Sipha flava (yellow sugarcane aphid)
Lineage: Eukaryota; Metazoa; Arthropoda; Insecta; Hemiptera; Aphididae
Product: zinc finger protein OZF-like
Exons: 11
Coding region: 180-2174 (664 amino acids)
Source: RefSeq, a predicted model, not a curated record
GUUCGCGUGUGACGGCUGUGUUGACGACUGCUGGCCGUUUAAGGGGCUCUCGCGCCGCGCAACAGUGUCCGUCUCGUUGCAUUUCCCGUGUCAGACCAUCGUUCCUUGACUAUAAAGAAGAACUUCUGCGACUACUGAAGAACUUCCACGACACGCCGGACACGAAUCGAGGUUAAACUAUGGAAACACCACCAAGAAAACGUGGUCGUCCACGAGUAAUCAAAGUUGAAAAACACAGCCCUAAACCUGAAGAUUUAGAAGAAAUAUUGCAAGAUAUUGAUGAUGAAGCUCUUAAUGAUUUUGAUUACAUUCCAAAUGGAAUGCCGGACUACAUACUUGUCAAAAAUAAAAAAAAUAUCAAUAAUAAUGAAGAUGUUUAUGACUUUGAUGUUGAGAAGGAAGAUGGUCCCGGAAUAAAAGAAAAUUUAAAAACAGAAGAAAAACUUGAAUCAGAACAGCUAGAACAUGCUUGUGAUAUAUGUCCAAGAACAUUUAAAACACUUCCUGGCUUAAAAAGACAUAAAACUUCACAUGAUCGCAAACCUCAGGCAAAAAAAGUCCGCAGUGAUGAAUCAAUGAAAAAAGAAAUGCUUAGUUGUGACUGUUGUGGUGAAGACUUAGCUACUGCUCAUACGAAUGGUGAUUUUGAAUGUUAUGACUGUGGAAACUUUUUCAAAUUAAAAGCUAAUAUGGAACGCCAUCAACUAAUGGUACAUUGCUAUGAUGAUGUUUUAAACUGUCCAAGUUGUGAUUUUAAUUGUACCGACAAAGAAACUUUAUCUGAACAUUUGUAUUCUCAUUCAGGAACAUCAAAGCCCUAUUCAUGUCCUGUUUGUUUCACAUCAUUUAGUAGAAAAUAUCAUCUUGUACGUCACAAUAUGCAAACUGGUUGUGAUGGUUCUGAAAAACCAAAAUUUCCAUGUCAAGUCUGUGGAAAAGUUUUUAAUCGAAAAGAUAAUCUAAGAGAACACUUGCGUGCCCAUGCUGGUCAAACUAAAAAGAAGCGCACUUAUAAUUGUGAAUACUGCAAUAAGGAGUUUGUUGGUUCAGCAUUGUUAACUGUCCAUAGAAGAAGUCACUUAGGUUAUAGACCAUAUCAAUGUGAUUUAUGUCCAAAACGCUUUCCAUCCAGUGGAGCCAUGAAAAAACAUCGUAGAAUUCACACUGGUGAACGACCCUAUGAAUGCCAGCAGUGUUUUGCUAAAUUUGCGGCCAAGGAAACUUUAAACCGUCAUAUCAAAACACAUACUGCACUUAAACCACAUUCUUGUGAAUUUUGUGGAAAAACUUUUAUACAAAUUUCACAACUGAGAGCCCAUUUAUUCCAUCAUACAGGUGAAAAUGGUUUUACUUGUGAAACAUGUGGCAAAUCUUUUAAUCGUCGUUCUCGUUUAACACUCCAUAUAAGAUAUGUGCAUGAAGGAGCUGAGCCUUUUAUGUGCACUGUAUGCAACAAAGCUUUAUUGCGAAAAGAAGAUGUACAGCGGCAUCAUAUUGUUCACUCAGGUGUAAAAGCUCAUGCAUGUCCUAUUUGUGAAAAGCGAUUUGCUAUGAAAUCAUCUUUAAAAAUUCAUUUAUUAACACACACUAAGGAACCACCACGUGCAUGUGAUGAAUGUGGUCGUGCAUUUAUUCGUCAAGAUUGCCUUUUACGCCAUAUGCGUUCUAAACAUAGAGAUAUGUUGGCCGAGAUUAUGGCUGAUGCUGAAAAGAAGAAAUUAGAAGCUCAACUAUUAGGAAUGGUGAAAAAAAAUGGUGAUGAUAAAAAUGAUGCUGGUGAAAAUGUUGAUGAUGUAGACAAAAAUGAUAAUGAAGAUGAAGACGGAAGCAUUGACGAAUUAGAAGAUAAUGAUAGUACCACUAGUGAAGAAUCUAACCAGAAUAACACAUUGGCUGAUUCACUAAUGGAAUUAUUAACAGUACUUGUUGAUGAAAGUACACUCAAAGAGUUUGGCUGGCCAGAUAUGAGUGUUGAUCAUUUAAUUGAAUCUGUGAUAAAGAGAUGUGGACACACACCAGUGGCAGCUGAUGACGUUUCAUAUAUGACAAGAUUGAGAGAUAACUCAAAGCAAUUAUUUUCAAUUAUUAUCGAUGAUUCAGCUAUUCAAACAUUACUUAGCAAUCAAACUAUUGAAGAAGUAAUUGAACAUGUGUUAAAAUUAGCUAAAGCUUAAUAUACAUUCAUAUCUAUAUUUAUAUUAAUCAUAACAUAUAAUUGG